Castor canadensis (American beaver) is the source of this 1644-nucleotide messenger RNA. Lineage: Eukaryota; Metazoa; Chordata; Mammalia; Rodentia; Castoridae. The record is from RefSeq and is a predicted model, not a curated record.
AUGCUAGAAACCUACAGCAACCUGUCCUACAUUGGUAAAUAUGAAAAUGCAAAUAUUGAAGAGGACUUCAGAAAUUCCACCUGUCACCUUCAGAAACACAGAAGAACUCACAGUGGAGGGAAACCCUAUGAAUGUAAGCAAUGUGGGAAAGCCUUUACUCGUCCCAAUCACCUUCAGAGACAUAAAAGAACUCACACUGGAGAAAAACCAUAUGCAUGUAAGCAAUGUGGGAAAGCCUACUCUUUUUCCAGUACACUUCAUAUUCAUGAAAGAACUCACACUGGAGAGAAGCCCUAUGCAUGUAAACAAUGUGGGAAAGCCUACUCUUCUUCCAGUACACUUCAUACUCAUGAAAGAACUCACACUGGAGAGAAACCCUAUGCAUGUAAGCAAUGUGGGAAAGCCUACACUUGUUCCAGUACCCUUUAUAUUCAUAAAAGAACUCACACUGGAGAGAAACCUUAUGCAUGUAAACAAUGUGGGAAAGCCUACUCUUGUUCCAGUACACUUCAUACUCAUGAAAGAACUCACACUGGAGAGAAACCCUAUGCAUGUAAGCAAUGUGGGAAAGCCUACACUUGUUCCAGUACCCUUUAUAUUCAUAAAAGAACUCACACUGGAGAGAAACCUUACGCAUGUAAGCAAUGUGGGAAAGCCUUUUCUAGUUCCAGUAACUUUCAGAGACAUAGAAGAACUCAUACUGUCGAGAAACCCUAUGCAUGUAAGCAAUGUGGGAAGACCUUUACUCAUUCUGGUAACCUUCAAAUACAUGAAAGAACUCACACUGGAGAGAAACCCUAUGGAUGUAAGCAAUGUGGGAAAGCCUUUAUUCGACCCAUUCACCUUCAAAUACAUGGAAGAAUUCACACUGGAGAGAAACUCUAUGUGUGUAAGCAAUGUGGGAAAGCCUUUACUCAUUCUGGUAACCUUCAAAUGCAUGAAAGAAGUCACACUGGAGAGAAACCCUAUGUUUGUAAGCAAUGUGGGAGAGCCUUUUCUUAUUCUGCUAACCUUCAAAUACAUGAAAGAACUCACAUUGUAGAGAAACUCUAUGUAUGUAAGCAGUGUGGGAAAGCCUUCCCUAAAGCCUGUUACCUGCAGAGACAUAGAAGAACUCACACUGCAGAGAAGUCCUAUGUGUGUAAGCAAUGUGGGAAAACCUACACUUGUUCCAGUACCCUACGUGUUCAUAAAAGAAUUCACACCGGAGAGAAACCCUAUGGAUGUAAGCAAUGUGGGAAAGCCUUUUCUCGUUCCAGUCACCUUCAGAAACAUAGAACUACUCACACUGGAGAGAAACCCUAUGCAUGUCAGCAAUGUGGGAAAGCCUACACUUGUUCCAGUACCCUUCGUAUUCAUGAACGAACUCACACUGGAGAGAAACCCUAUGGAUGUAAGCAAUGUGGGAAAGCCUUUACUUGUUCCAGUUACCUUCAAAGACAUACAAGGAUUCACACUGGAAAGAAACCUUAUGUGUGUAAUCAAUGUGGGAAAGCCUUUACUUCUUCCAGUCACCUUCUAAUACAUGAAAGAACUCAAACUGGAGAGAAACCAUAUGCAUGUAAGCAAUGUGGGAAAACCUUUACUAAUUCAAGUAACCUUCAAGUACAUGAAAGAACUCAUACUGGAGAGAAACCCUUUUGA